Messenger RNA from Mollisia scopiformis, 332 nucleotides. RefSeq lists its product as uncharacterized. The coding region runs from base 115 to 318 and encodes 67 amino acids. The transcript has 2 exons. The record is from RefSeq and is a predicted model, not a curated record. Lineage: Eukaryota; Fungi; Ascomycota; Leotiomycetes; Helotiales; Mollisiaceae.
GCAAUAGACUGGAAGCGUCACGAGAUUAAUAUAUAUAAUAAGAUUAUUUAUUGGUUUGAUGUAAUUAAGAAGGUAUUACAAGAUCCGGCCAUUUUACCCGAAAAUGUCUACAAUAUGGACGAGACGAGAGUUAUGUUAUGUAUACUCGCUUCUAUUAAAGUCCUUGUAAGUAGGGACGAUCUGCGAGAUUAUAGAGGUGCGGCUGUCAAGCGCACGAUGGUGACUGCCAUCGAGUGUAUAAGUGCAAAUGCCUGCUACCACCUAUUAAAGCAAUUAGACCACGUUCCCUACCCCUGGGUGGCAUUAUACGUGCUCUAAAUUUGGAUAUACCG